AUGGCAAGAAACAGCUCGAACAAUACAGAAAUACUUGUGCAUAUCACAGCACCAAGUCGGUCAGCCGACGAUGCACUUUAUCGUCAACUUGCGCAGGCCUAUCUCGUAUUUGAGCCUCAGAAACAGAUACAGGUUCCUUUAGUAUCGCCACAGACAAGGAAGGAACCAUGCGAUGCGACGAUAAAGAACGGAUGGGCGCCUUCGCCCAGCCAGAUCCGAGUAGGAGCCUCAUUUGGACAGCCCUUUGAAAUCACGUCGCAGGACAUGAGCUUCGAAGGAGCUGUGGACAACUGUGCUUCACCGCGUCUCCCUCUUACAACGGCGGCACAGGAUAUGAUCCCUUCCUCGGACGAUGCCGGUUUGGGAUCACUUAACUCUUGGUGCGCACCCCCGAGUCAGGUCAGCGAUUCUUAUCCUAUGCCAGAUGCUGGUUUGUUGGGCGUUUCCCCGUCUCGGAUACUUGAACGGUAUAUUGGGAGAACGCAAUCAUCGCAGACCUCUCUACCAUAUUCGUCGCCAACUGCAUAUAAAAAAAAUACCUCUAUUCCUCUCUUUGAACAAAGUCUAGGUAUACCAUCCUCCCUACCCGUAACCAGUCAGGAAGAGUCGCUUCCACUUGAACCGCCAAGGUUCAUUGAAGCCGAAGUCGUUAUCCCAUCGACACAGGAGAAUGAAGAUGACGAUUUUCCCAUUCCAUCGGCCAACACCGAAAUAGUAGCUUUUGAGCAUCAGGUGCCAGACAUCACACAUAAUUCAGCAAACACGGUUAGUGACCGCUCGCUAGUUCUCUCCCCUCGUGGAAGGUCAGAGCCUCCUCCUGCGAAACGAUGCAGGGUUGGUUACACGGAACACGCCGACCUAUUCAGAAGUUCCAGCGAUACGGGCCGAGCAUUGUCAAUGACGAACUCGCAGAUAGAUCAACUCAAUAGCAGCUUGGAAAUUCGGCCACCAUCCCCGUCUGUUGGAGUCAAAGAUGUCAAACCUGCAGAUCUGGUACCCGAGAAGUUUGCAAAGCUUGCGCGCGACCUGGGGUCGAGAUACCGUCCCAUGGUGACACGAGAUAUCGAUCCCUUUGAAAGGGGAUUCUGGCUGCUCAACUGCAAAGAUUGGAACCCAGCAGCUCGGUUUGAUGCUUGGGUUUUCCUCAGUAACUAUCUGAAAAGUGGCUUAGCUGGUUGGGGAACUUGGUGUUGUAGAGACACGACUCAUGACUGGAUUCGAUUAUAUUGUUGGGGCCAUGUUGCAAAACACACAUACUUGCUUCUAUACCUUGCAAGUGGGAGACGGAUCAAGACAAUUGGUGCUAAAUGGUAUGGCGCAGAUGGGAAGGCAGUUUUGGAAAUUCCGCCUCAUGACAAGCAGGGAUGA
Molecule: messenger RNA, 1368 nt
Organism: Fusarium venenatum
Lineage: Eukaryota; Fungi; Ascomycota; Sordariomycetes; Hypocreales; Nectriaceae
Source: RefSeq, a predicted model, not a curated record